Molecule: messenger RNA, 1193 nt
Organism: Nerophis ophidion (straightnose pipefish)
Lineage: Eukaryota; Metazoa; Chordata; Actinopteri; Syngnathiformes; Syngnathidae
Product: histone H3-like
Exons: 3
Coding region: 8-751 (247 amino acids)
Cellular component (GO): nucleosome
Molecular function (GO): protein heterodimerization activity; structural constituent of chromatin; DNA binding
Source: RefSeq, a predicted model, not a curated record
AGCUAACAUGUCUGGACGCGGCAAGGGAGGCAAAGGACUGGGGAAAGGAGGCGCCAAGCGUCACCGCAAAGUUCUCCGUGAUAACAUCCAGGGAAUCACCAAACCCGCCAUCCGCCGUCUGGCUCGCCGCGGCGGAGUGAAGCGUAUCUCCGGCCUGAUCUACGAGGAGACCCGCGGCGUGCUGAAGGUGUUCCUUGAGAACGUCAUCCGCGAUGCCGUCACUUACACCGAGCACGCCAAGAGGAAGACUGUGACCGCCAUGGAUGUUGUCUACGCCCUCAAGAGGCAGGGACGUUUUUCCCCCACGGCCAUCAGGCACUUAAACAAUAACAAGAUCUGCAUGGCAAGAACCAAGCAGACAGCCCGUAAGUCCACCGGUGGCAAAGCCCCCAGGAAGCAGCUUGCCACCAAGGCCGCUCGCAAGAGCGCACCCGCCACCGGCGGCGUCAAGAAACCUCACCGUUACAGGCCCGGCACCGUGGCCCUCCGUGAGAUCCGUCGCUACCAGAAGUCCACCGAGCUGCUCAUCCGCAAACUGCCCUUCCAGCGCCUGGUCAGGGAAAUCGCCCAGGAUUUCAAGACCGACCUCCGCUUCCAGAGCUCCGCAGUGAUGGCUCUCCAGGAGUCUAGCGAGGCAUACCUGGUCGGUCUGUUUGAGGACACCAACCUGUGCGCCAUCCACGCCAAGAGAGUCACCAUCAUGCCUAAAGACAUCCAGCUGGCCCGCCGAAUCCGCGGAGAGAGAGCAUAAGCUUCUAACUCUUCUACCACAACGGCUCUUUUAAGAGCCACCACACCUUCAACUAAAGUCAUUCUUGCUACAAUGUAACCAUAGACAACUUGGUAUUACUAUUCUGACUGUAUUCUUUAAUAGUUGUAGUUGAUGUCAUAUAUACCUUAAUUCUAUCAUUAAUAUCCAUACUCAAAUAGUCUAGGUAAUUUUAUGGUAUGUAAUUGAAAGAAUUAAGGGUGUUUCAUACUGAUCCUUACCUUCAAUAUAUCUGUCAUUAUUUUUUAAAAUUGUAUCUCUAAUAUAUUCCAAUAGUUUGAUUUGCAUUCAAUUAAUCUCUAAUACUAAUCUUAAUCUUGUAUGUUCAUCCAUAUACUCAAAAUUAUUCUUUAAUGGUUAAAUUACUUUUUUAAAAUGUUUUUUGUCAGUUUUCUCAUUUUCUUAUUUGAUUUUGAAUUUUAUU